AUGGCGAAAAAUGGUGCAAAUAUAAUAACUAGGCCACUGCUGGUCACAUUCGCUCUUGCUACUGCUGAUGGAGUGACACAGCAGACAUGUCCUCCAGGUGUUUUUAAAACUAAAGUGUGCAAAUAUUCAAGGCUACUAAGGUUUAAUCAUUAUGCCUUGGAAAUCUCCCCAGACAAGAAAAAAGAGACACCUUUGAAGGAAAAAGAAGGAAAAAAAGUGGAGAAGGCACAUUUUAAAGAAAAAAAGGUCACAGUCCCAGAAGUAAAGGAAACCCACUACCAUCACAAUGUGACAACGGACAAGAUUUCAAAAGCUGCAAGAGCAAAGGGACACGGUGAUCUAAGUGCAACAAAGAAAGAAAAAUCUGCUGUCCGCUACUAUCAGUGUGUCUUUGUAAAUGGAUACAAUGGGCAUAAAUCCCAACCCCCUGUUACUCCAGCUCAAGACUACAAAGGGAAGGCUGGACAGCCAAAGACUUCUGGGCCAAAGACCAAGGCACCAAAACAAUAAGCGUCACGCAACCUGCGACAUUAUGACAAUUUUGCACUUUGUGCCCUCUACAGAGGGCCACAUGAAAUCCAUUGGCACCUGUGAUCAUAGAAAUGUGAUCCAAUAGGUCACAUGCACUUGGAAAGGUUGUCUGCUCAUCUCCAGAGGAGCAGAGGCAAAAAGAGGGGAGAUGUAACAGCAUUUUAGAGAAUCUCCAAGUACUCCUUUCCUGAAGGGAAGCAUGGUGCUGAAAUAGUACUUGACAAAAAGUAAAGU
Molecule: messenger RNA, 765 nt
Organism: Lacerta agilis (Sand lizard)
Lineage: Eukaryota; Metazoa; Chordata; Lepidosauria; Squamata; Lacertidae
Product: triadin-like
Exons: 7
Coding region: 1-510 (169 amino acids)
Source: RefSeq, a predicted model, not a curated record